Molecule: messenger RNA, 2812 nt
Organism: Procambarus clarkii (red swamp crayfish)
Lineage: Eukaryota; Metazoa; Arthropoda; Malacostraca; Decapoda; Cambaridae
Source: RefSeq, a predicted model, not a curated record
AAAUUUAAUAAUUAAAAACUGAUAAUGUAUAUGGUAAAUGAUAUUGUGCAUGAAAAAACAGGAAAUAAUACUAGACAAUGAAUGUGUUGUGUUGAUGUUGUGGAGCUCCGCCGUCGCUGUCUCUUGUUGCCUCCUGCACUCCUGCCUGUGUCCGUUCAUAAAUAUGCCAAAGGAAGGGGAAGAUCGAAGUAUAAAAGAUGAAGCACCGUCACUCACAGAUGUCAUUACUGAAGACAAUUCCUCCUCAUGCAAAAUUACAGAAAAUGUUGAAAGUGAAAGCGAAUUACUAAAAGAAGACAGUGUGAGUGAAGAUGUAUCCAAAAACCCAGAUGACUCUUCAUUUCCUGAUGAUGUAAUAGUUCUGGACACCACAGCUGAGGCAAACACUGAUGAAAUAUGCAAAAGUUCAUAUGAAGUUGUUAUGCCAGAGGGAGUCUGUCUGGACACAGAUGGAGAUGAAACGAAUAUUGCUGAAGACAUUUCCGGGGAGUUUCGAGCACCACUUGGUGUUGUGCCUGAGUAUGAAACGGGUUUUGCUGGCGUUCUUACCGAUGUAGAGUUUAGCAUGAUAACGGGCAAAAAAAUCAACGAUGCACGACCAAAGAAACGGUGCUUUAACUGUUCGGGUGAUCACAAUUUGUCCGACUGCCCACACCCGCAGGAUGCAGCAACAAUUGCUACUAAUAGGAAAAAGCAUAUAAACACUCGAGGACCUAAUGUGAGGUACCAUGAAGACAGUGAAAAUAAGUUUGGACACUUCCAGCCUGGAAAGAUUAGUGAAGCUCUCCGACAUGCUUUAGGACUGAAACACAAUCAGUUGCCUCUAUUUAUUUAUCGAAUGCGGGUUUUAGGAUAUCCCCCUGGGUGGCUUUUAGAUGCUGAGGUACAUCAAGCAGACGUGAAAAUGUAUGAUGCUUCUGGAGAAAGUGUUUCCCAUCCAGAUACAGAAGAAGGAGAAGAUGAACCCACAUCCAUCAAAUAUAAACCAGAAAGACUUGUUAGUUUUCCUGGAUUCAAUGAUCCAACUCCUCGUGGUGUCAGAGAUGAAGGGCAGCAGUACAAUUUUCCACCAAUGCAACAUUGCCAUCAAAGAACAGAAUUUUUGAGGUUCAUGAACAUGAACAAGGCUGAAGCAUAUAAAAAAAAGAAACUUAAGGGCUCCGAGAUGAGGAGUAAAAGCCUUAAUGCAAGUAUUGCUGCUGGAGCAGAAAUGGAUGUUGAUGAUAGUGGAAUCAUCAAAUCGGCUGAGAUAGAGUUCAACCCACCUCUUCCGAAGGAGCCUUUGCCACCACCUCCCCCGAUGGAUUUGCCACCACUUCCUCCACCACAAGUUCAACCACCACUCCCAAAAAGAGUGCUAGAGAUAGAAGAUGGAGAGAUCAGCGAAGACUCGCAAGCCUCAUUAGGAGACUUGGAGAUUAAAAGACUCAAGAUACUAAAGGAACUGGAAGAUGCAUCAUCACAGGGGGCUAAUGGAGGAGGAGGAAUAAGCAUGAAAAGUAAAGAUAGUAAAGAUGUCCACAACGUGAACAUUGAUCAGUCGAGUGAAAAUUCAGAAGACGGCAGAAUGUCUAAUAAUUCUGUCACCGAGUUAAGUCACUCUGAAAAUUCCAGUAACGAUGUAAGUGAAAGUGAUUUAAAACGUCAUCACCGAUCACAUUCAAAGGGUUACAAGUUAGGAGCCAUUAUUCCCGAGUCCUGCACACCUUAUAAUACCCUCCCAAGUGCAGAAAAGUGGACAGUUGAUGUGUCAGAUCAUAUUGUGUUUGAAAAUUUGCCUGAUACUCUUGGAACUUGGCAAAAGAUGAAAGGAGUCAUGAAUCUUGUGAAGAAACGAAUGGUUGAAUUGCAUGAAGAUGAGGAUGAAUAAUUAUAAUAAUUUAUAAGAUGUAGUUUUAGUACAUUAUUAUUGAAAUAAAUAUCUAGCAAAAACAUUGUAUGUAGGAAUACAAAUAUAUUUUAUAAAAGAACUUAUGAUGAUAAUCUUGGUAGACUGUUUCAGUACAAUUUGAGAUUGAGCUCUUAAAUAAUUAGUUUUUAAAGUCAACACAAAAGAUAUUCGAAGGCAAAGUUUUAAGAUGAAGCAAUAUAUGUUCAGUAUUUACUUUUUCAUUUGCAGUAUAAUACAUGACCAAAACUGAGUCCCAGUACUGUUGUGGCCCCACGUCCCCCGGCCCAAUAUUACUGAGAUUGUUUUUUUAAUUACAGUAUAGUGUACUUAGUGUAAAAAAAAUAAAUUGGAGGGCUAUCACUUGUUUAGCCCCUGCACUGCACACCUGUUUUUCGCAAAAAUUUCAAGGUGCCGUUGUUAAGGACAUAUUUUUGUUGUUUUUAUAAAUGUUUAACUAAUGUUAAUGUCAAAAUGUUUCCAAACUCAAUCAUUUUCAUUUCAAAUCAAAAAGAGCAAUGAAGACAUUAAAAAACCUUAAAAUAUGGCAUAAUUAAAAAACAAUCGCACAACCCUCAGAGCGCCUUAAGGUGCUUUCCGCAGUGCAGUGGUUACAGUACAGUAUGUCGUAAAGCAGGAAAUUUAACUCGAACAAUGUGUUGUAGGUUAUAAUUUAGUUUGCAUAAAGAUAAUUACAGUUUCUUAAAACAUUUUACAAAAAAGAUUUCUCUAUGGCUAUAUAAAUCAAGUAAUAGAGUAUACAAUGUAGUGGCCAGAAUAGAGCCAACUUUUGUUGAAAUAUGAAUAUUUUAUUGGUCACCAGAGAACUCUUAAAUACGGCCUCUUUUUUUUCUUUUUUUUUCUCAAAUAGGUAAUUUUUAAUUUGCACAUUAAAUGAUUCUACUUGGUUCAGUACUGAUGCAA